AUGGCCUUCUUGUUGUUGUCGUACGCGUUCAGCAGCGCAAUCCUGCCCUCCUUGUUCGUGUUCUUCACUACGUUAAGCUUACGCGCCGUGCACUCGAGCUUGAGCUGGGGUAGCGACCAGUUUUCGUACGCCUCCGAGGUUGGCACGGGCACGGGCGUCUUGCGUCGGCUCAACAGCGCCGCGCUCACUGUCCAUGUUGCUGGCGCCGCCAUGGCCAGGGAGAAUUUCCGCUGGGAGCUGAACGAGCGCGCGAAAAGAAGCUUGCAACAGGAGCUCGGAAACUUUAAAGGAAACUGUAGCCAAGUGGCGAGACCUGGUCAGAUCGCGAUCCGGUUCGGAACGGCCAAAAGCACUUCCCCAGGACAUCACCUAACCUCCCCUUUUCCUCGCGCCCCGCGCCCCGAUCCGAUCCCGGUUCGGAACGGCCCUAACGGUAUGUGGAGUAAGGAGCAGGUACAACAAGUGGUAAACUCCACGGGUGCCUUCACGACUACGGACAAGGUUUCAGCUCGCAGGAAGAGCAGCGUCGUGAAGGCGGCGAUCCCGUCCGGUUACACGCCGAUGUUCGUCAUGGUCGUGAAAGACGAGCUGUAUAAAAAAGGAUGCACGUGGUGUUCAUACGCGAUCUGGACAAGGUGA
This is a messenger RNA of Phytophthora nicotianae INRA-310, 639 nucleotides long. RefSeq lists its product as hypothetical. Lineage: Eukaryota; Oomycota; Peronosporomycetes; Peronosporales; Peronosporaceae. The coding region runs from base 1 to 639 and encodes 212 amino acids. The transcript has a single exon. The record is from RefSeq and is a predicted model, not a curated record.